AUGUCGCCCAUCAUCUUCCAGUGCUUGGUCGUCCCCUUCCUGGGUGGCGAAACUGACACGAAAAUUGUCCGGGAGAAUCUAGAGAAGCUCAAGACGGCCCUAGUGGUUUAUGAGGCACGUCUGUCCAGGUUCGAGUACUUAGCCGGAGACUUUGUCAGCCUGGCUGAUAUCAACCAUUUCCCGGCGGCUUACUACCUGCUUGGCGGGUCCCACGCGUCAGUGCUUGAUGCAUAUCCGCAUGUCAAGGCUUGGCUUGCUGAGGUAAUGGACAGGCAAAGCGUGAACAAGGUCGUAGAGCUUAUGAAGCUGCCAUCAGCCUAA
Molecule: messenger RNA, 321 nt
Organism: Miscanthus lutarioriparius
Lineage: Eukaryota; Viridiplantae; Streptophyta; Magnoliopsida; Poales; Poaceae
Source: the annotation of a GenBank genome assembly